Messenger RNA from Malus domestica (apple), 2305 nucleotides. RefSeq names its product leucine-rich repeat protein 1-like. Gene Ontology annotation, molecular function: protein binding. Lineage: Eukaryota; Viridiplantae; Streptophyta; Magnoliopsida; Rosales; Rosaceae. The record is from RefSeq and is a predicted model, not a curated record.
CUUCAUUUGUGCCUGCAAUUGAAGGGUUCCAGAGACUUCCGUCCCCCUCUCUACACUCUCACUCCUCGCUUUCUCUCUGCAAUCUUAAAGCUCUCAAACCACAAGCCAACCAUAACCAAACCCUCCCUCACCUUUUCUUUCUCCCUUCUCUCUCUUUCCUCUCCUCUCUCGAACUUUCCCCAACUGCCUCUGGUGCGUCUUCUACGACUCCGACAUCGACGAGCUAGAUGGCUCCUUUGCCUGACCAAGUCCCUCACCGGACGAGGAUCUGGAUCCGACCGACAAAGCUUGGAGAUUUGUUGGACAUGGGGAUUUGGGGUGUGCGUAAACGGCAGAUGAAUCACAAGUUUUUGAAUUAGUGAUGCAAAGAUUAAUUUCGUCUUCAGUAGAUUAAUUAAAAGCUAGAAGUUGAGCCAGUGGUUUUUGAAAAAGUGCACAAAAAGGAGUUGAAGAACAAGCAGAGGGUAGAGGAGAGGCGCCGAAAAGAGGGGGAGAAAGCAAAGCAGGAAAAACAGAAGGAGGUUGAACCGAUCUAUGUAGUGAGUCGAAAUAAAAAUUAAACUCAGAGCUACAGAAUGAGAAUUUUGGUCUGAUAAAAAAUAGAAAGUGAACACAUAUCAGGAUAAUCUCACAAGGUGGCCUUAAAAGGAAUCAAGUAUGCAGGGAAAUGGUAUAUCAAAGGUAGAGAUUGACUCCAGGAUCAACAUAUCAAAGGUAAACAAACAAUACCUUCUACAUAGUCAACAUUCUGGAUGAAUUGGAAGAGAAGACAGUCCAAGUUGUCAUGCUAAGACAAAAGAAACUUACGUUGUACUGAAUUGGAGUUGCGGCUUCGAGUCACAAGUCAAAAACUCGCGUAAAUUAUUUCGGAUAUAAACUCAGUAUAGGACAUGAAGUAAAGAUGUCAAGGCGUAAUGUCUUAAACUCGUGUUGUCAAGAGAGAAAGUUGAAACAAAUGACAAUGCAUGAUGGGUUCAAAAUGUUAGGUGUCUCAGACCUAUCACUCAUCGCCAUGUGGAAAAGUGUUGAAGCACAAGACGAAGUGUAACAGAUUUGGGACAUGACCAACUUGAUAUCUCUGUUUAAUGUAAGUCUUUCUCCUAAACUUACAGAUGAUUAUGAGUUUUUCCUCUCGUCAACCUUCACUAUUGAAGUAUUCUUCUAGUCACGAAUUUAAUAAUCCCAACAACUCAUCUUCCUAAACUUUUCCUCCAUCUAUAUCAAAAUCACUGUCAAUGCUGGUUUAUCUUCUCUAUAAAAUCUCAGUUCCUCUGCAAAAAAUACAAUGAUUCGAGCUCUACUCUAACCUUAUCGUUUAGACUCUACUGAUUUGUGCGUGAUGGGUUCUCGAGUUUUGCUUGUUUUUUAUCUUGCAGCAGUAGCUAUUGCAUCAGUGGAAUGCUACUCGGAAGGAGAUGCUCUGAGUGUCUGGAAAUCCAGCUUGGUCGACCCAAACAAUGUCCUCCAGAGCUGGGAUCCAACGUUACGAAAUCCAUGCACCUGGUUCCACGUUACUUGCAAUUCUGAAAACAGUGUUACAAGGGUGGACCUUGGCGAUGCUAACCUGUCAGGACUUAUUGUCCCUGAGCUGGGAAUCUUGGCCAACCUUCAGUACUUGGAGGUAUUUGGCAAUAACCUCUUUGGAUCUAUACCAAAGGAAAUCGGUAACUUGACAAAACUCGUCAGCUUGGACCUUUACCAGAAUAAUCUCACAGGGACAAUUCCGACAUCUUUGGGACACCUCCCUUCCUUGAGGUUUAUGAGGGUCUUUAGCAAUAGUCUGACUGGACCUAUUCCUCUUAGUCUCGGAAAUUUGAAAUCUUUACAGAUCUUGGAAUUAAACAGUAACUUGCUCACUGGCACUAUACCUGCAGAGCUCCUUAAUCUCAUUCGAUUUGGCAACUUGAAUCUUUUCAAUGUAUCAGACAAUCUACUGCAAGGGACUGUACACCGUACCAAUUCAACAGUUACCACAAUAAUACAAGAUCCACAAGCUCAGAAGUAAGUGAAGAUGGGGAAAUGAAUACAGAAUCCCUACAUAAUAUAUCUAUGCAGUGCCUAUAUGUUGCUUACUAAAUAAUAAUUGUGAUUCCUAAUUCCUACAGCCCAAUAAACCUAAACAGAUGUUGCAUAUGUGAAGCUUCAUAGAUAAUCAAUAAAGCCUAUAUAUUGGUUUUGUUGAUUUCAAACUUUUAGGGCAAUAUUUUCUCCUCCUGCUGCUUGUGUAAUACUCAGUUAGUUGUAAUCAUGGAAGAAAAAAUCGAUAAUAUCGGUGAAAUAUUGCCGAUAUUAUCGUUUUUUUAGA